Messenger RNA from Ostrea edulis (European flat oyster), 7594 nucleotides. Its product is annotated as protein zyg-11 homolog B-like. The record is from RefSeq and is a predicted model, not a curated record. Gene Ontology annotation, cellular component: Cul2-RING ubiquitin ligase complex. NCBI's taxonomy places the organism in Eukaryota, Metazoa, Mollusca, Bivalvia, Ostreida, Ostreidae. The coding region runs from base 279 to 2561 and encodes 760 amino acids. The transcript is spliced from 14 exons.
AAUAAACUGCUUAUUAACGUAUCAGAUCAAAUUUUUAAAAAAGAUGGUAUUUUUUUUUUCUGUUUAAAAAUUGUUGUUUCUAUUUGUUUUCAUUUGUGUACGAAAUAUAAACGAACGAUCUGUUCAAAGGAAUGUCAUACUUUGUAUUUCCGGUUCAGAUAGCCUAAAGAGUAAAUUUCCUUAGAUUUCUACUGUUAUGAAAACCUGUUGAAUAUUUAAGCUUUUACAAAACGACAGCGGAUGGGUCCGGCAGGAACCUUUACAUAAAGCCAGCUAAAAUGUAUGAUAUGCCAGUCAGCCUGCAAGAUUGCUGCAUCGAUUUCAUCAGCGAUCACCUGCAGGACCUGUGCAAUGCGUCUGCUACAGAAAAUCCCUGUGUCAAGAAGUUGACCUUCAAAGAUCCCGAUAUCUUCUUCCACGGAGAGCUCUCUGAACAGCUGUUACAAACACUGUGCGAGAAAGGGAAACUCACAGACGAGACACUCAGUCUAUUUGAUCCCAAUGUGACAAACUUAAAAAGGGUGUCUAUCAGAGAUGCUCAGCUCUCGGCAAAAGGUUUGAGGAUUUUGAAAAUGCAUAAAAUUUCGGAGCUUGAAAUAAUUGGUUUACGCACUGCAACAGUGAAUGAUGUCAUCGGUUGCCUUGGAGAGUGGACAUUGUCGAAUCUGAGGUCAUUAAAUGUCAAUAACAGCACAUUUGUGAACAGCACAAAAUUCUGUGUUGUUGUGUCGCUAUCAAAGUUGCACAAUCUUCAGAGCUUGAAUGUCAGCAACACAGAGUUCAAUAAACACGGACUGGAAAUAAUUGUGGAGGAUCUACCUUGUUUAGUGAAUCUGGAUAUCUCCAGCACCCAAAUCCUGGACAUAUCGCCACUGAGGAAGUGCAAGGAUCGUCUGAAAUCACUCUCCAUGUACAAUCUAGUGGCCUCCAACCAGGACGACGUGGUUCCUGUCUUGUGUGAAUUGACUAAGUUGGUGCAUUUGGACGUGUCGGAAGAUUCUUCAAUGCAACCUUUUGUGAAUGUCAACUCUGGCAAGUUUGCCAUCCUUAACCUCCUCCUCCGACAAAGAUGUCUCCCUAAUCUGACUUCCUUGGAUAUUUCAGGGAAAGAUGGUGCUAAUGAGGAAGUACUCAGGAAAUACUUAAAUCAGCAUAGUAAGUUGAACUUUUUGGGAUUGGCACUUACAGAGUAUUGUGAAUAUUCCAUGUUCACCAAUGAUCAGAGUCCAGACUUUAAGGGAACUUUAACGGUAACUGGAGAAGCUGACGAGAGGCAGAUCAUGGAGGCACUGAGGAGAUAUGUCUGUCGCUGUGUAUACGUUCAGAAAUCACUGUACACAUUGUUUCGCUUGACACAAGUCAUGCUGAAGUCCAGAGAGGAUAUUAUCAAGUUGGUGCUUCCAGCCAUGAAGAGCCACCCUAAACAGCUGGGAGUUCAGAUGGCAGCUACUGCUUGUCUGUACAACUUGUCUAAAGGGGAGGUGGGGACGAAGGUGCACCCGGCCUGUCUAACACACAUAGUCAACCUAACAUUGCUGGCCAUGGAGAACUUUCCCAACCAUCAGCAGUUACAGAAGAACGCCCUGUUGACUUUAUGUAGUGACAGAAUUUUGAAUGAUGUGGCCUUUGACAGAUUCCGCUGUGCCAAACUUGUGAUGGAGUGUCUCUGUCAGUUUCACGACCCGUCCAUGAACCGCAUGUCUGUAGCAAUAUGCUCUAUACUGGCUGCUAAGAUUUCUACAGACCAGACUUCUUCACUCGGCGCCAAGCCUCGGUAUAUGAGGAAAAUGCUACAACUCGUGAAGUCCAAAGUCGAAUCAAACGCCAUCGACAUAACACUGAAGUUUACUCUCAGUGCACUAUGGAACCUGACUGAUGAGUCCCCAGCAACAUGUCGUGUGUUUCUAAAUGAAGGGGGUCUGGAUUUAUUCAUGGCAAUAUUACAGACUGUGUCUGCGAUGGAGGUGGAUGUUCGGACACAAGUAGAAACCAAGAUUUUAGGACUGCUGAACAACAUAGCAGAAGUGACUGAUUUACGAGAUUACUUGAUGAGAGAUGAUUUUCUGAUGCUGAGCAAACAGCUACUGAGGGCAUCGCAGAUUGAUGUCAGUUAUUUUGCUGCCGGAAUUAUUUCCCAUUUGGCUAGCGAGAGCAUUCAGAAAUGGCUGGUAGUGUCUAUUAAAGAAGAGAUUCUGAAAGAAUUGAGGGAUGUAGUGAUACAGUGGAAACAGCCAGAAGGUGAAAUGGUGGCCUACAGGUCUUUCAAUCCAUUUUUUCCUUUGUUGAGAUGUUUUGACUGCCCAGCUGUGCAAUUGUGGGCUGUUUGGGCUAUUCAGCAUGUUUGCACUAAAAACAGCAGUCGGUACUGUCCGAUGCUGGAGAGAGAAGGCGGUGCCGAGAUUUUGAUGGAACUUAUUAACAAUCCAGAAACCGAUGAGAAUGUCGCCAGUAUAGCACAGAAAAUUUUAGCGUUUGGAAAGUGUCCUUCAGUACAGCGGGUACCUCGCGAUGAUCAGAUGUCUGUCCCCGUACCCUGCCCGUCUGCAGAAAACCAAGCUUGAAUUGGAGCCUGGAACUCUGAAUUUGGCAUUGUUAUUGUGUUUUGGGAUAUUUUUUUUAAAGUGAGAGUGUGGUGCUAAAGAUGAGUUGAUAGGGUUUUACAAAUGGAUGAAAGCAUUCAUCACAGGCCCAUAGUACUGGAAAAACAUUCAACUGAAAGACACUUGAUACCAAAAAAAAAAAAAAUGCUUGGGUUGAUAAAUAUUUUUAUUUGGCUUAGUUUGGUUGUAAAAAGUACAAAAUGUAAAAUUCCUAUAUUUUUUAAAAAGAUAAAGGACUUGUAAUUUACAUUGUAAUUUAUCUAUGAUGAUCAAAAGUUGAGAUUUAUUUCCCAUCUCCAUAUAACUCUCUAUGAAUUUCCCCCCGCUGUUUUGGACGUCAUUGAGAAACUAUGGGAAUAACUUCCAAUCCAUACGGUAAAUUGUAUUCAUUUUACUCUAAAAACAUUAGUUUUUCAUUUUCAUUGUUUUUGAAAAGUUUGUUUGUAGCAAGUGCCGUUUAUGAAAAAUAAAUCUGUUUUCCACAUUUCCCCAAUGAAUAUAAUUUUGACAUCAAAUUUUAUCAUACUACUGAACAUGGGCCAAGGAAUACCAGAGAUUUUUAUCAAUCCAAGACACUGUGAGUUAAAAGCGGAGAAUUUCUUGCAAAAUGUUCAUUCACCAACCAUUUGAUUUUAUAUAUAAAGUGUUGAUUACACUUCAGGCGACUCUGAUUCAAUUUAAUGAAGGUUUUUGCGGGACAGCUUUUUCUUUUAAAUUAUGAAUUAGAAUAUGCUGUAGGUUGGGAAAUUAACACGGCGGUUUUAAUUUCUCUUUGUUACGAUUUAUCAUUUUUCCACAAAGAUUAAAACCAUAGUGAAUGAUACACUAAAAAUAUUUCAAUGUUUUCGGUAUACAAAUUUCAAAUGUAGAUUUUACCAUAACAUGAAAUUAAAACCAUUGUGAUGGGUACCCGUGUAAGAAGUUGUGAAAUUUUAGCACCUUGGAAUUAAAUUUAUUUUUACAGUAUACAAGUGAACCCAAUUGAAUUCUCUGGGAAUGUUUUGUGUAUUGUCAGUAUUUGACAAACUUUCCUCAUUGUUAUUGCUUGUUAUUUGUUUAUGUAUGUUAAUUACAAUAUUGUUUUUUCUUUUCUUCUUUUUGUCAUAGAAACCCACAGUUUUUGAGCUCACCUGAGCUGAAAGCUCAAGUGAGCUUUUCUGAUCGCUUUUUGUCCGUCGUCUGUCUGUCUGUCUGGCUGUCCGUCUGUCUGUUAAACUUUUCACAUUUUCGACUUCUUCUCCAGAACCACUUGGCCAAUUUCAACCAAACAUGGCCAAAAGCAUCCUUGGGUGAAGGGCUUUCAAGUUUGUUCAAAUGAAGGGCCGUGUCCCUUUCAAAGGGGAGAUAAUCACAAAAAUGCAAAAAUAGGGUGGGGUCAUUUAAAUAUCUUCUUCUCAAGAACCACUGGGCCAGAAGAGCUGAAAUUUACCUGAAAGCUUCCUGACAUAUUGCAGAUUCAAGUUUGUUCAAAUCAUGGUCCCCGGUGGUAGGAUGGGGCCACAAUAGGGGAUCAAAGUUUUACACACAAAUAUAUAGGAAAAAUCUUUUAAAAUCUUCUUCUCAAGAACCACUAAGCCAGAAAAGCUGAGAUUUACAUGAAAGCUUCCUGACAUAAUGCAGAAUCAAGUUUGUUCAAAUCAUGGGCCCCGGGGGUUGGAUGGGGCCACAAUAGGGGAUCAAAGUUUUACAUACAAAUAUAUAGCAAAAAUCUUUAAAAAUCUUCUUCUCAAGAACCACUGAGUCAGAAAAGCUGAUUUUUACAUGAAAACUUUCUGACAUAGUGCAGAUUCAAGUUUGUUCAAAUCAUGGCCCCCGGGGAUAAGAUGGGGCCCCAAGGGGGAUCAAAGUUUUGCACACAAAUAUAUAGGGAAAAACUUUAAAAAUCUUCUUCUCAAGAACCACUAAGCCAGAAAAGCUGAGAUUUACAUGAAAGCUUCCUGACAUAAUGCAGAUUCAAGUUUGUUCAAAUCAUGGGCUCCGGGGGUUGGAUGGGGCCACAAUAGGGGAUCAAAGUUUUGGAAAAAUCUUUAAAAAUCUUCUCAAGAACCACUGAGCCAGAAAAGCUGAUUUUUACAUGAAAACUUUCUGACAUAGUGCAGAUUCAAGUUUGUUCAAAUCAUGGCCCCUGGGGAUAGGAUGGGGCCACAAGGGGGGAUCAAAGUUUUGCACACAAAUAUAUAGGGAAAAACUUUAAAAAUCUUCUUCUCAAGAACCACUAAGCCAGAAAAGCUGAGAUUUACAUGAAAGCUUCCUGACAUAAUGCAGAUUCAAGUUUGUUCAAAUCAUGGGCUCCGGGGGUUGGAUGGGGCCACAAUAGGGGAUCAAAGUUUUACAUACAAAUAUAUAGCAAAAAUCUUCUCAAGAACCACUGAGCCAGAAAAGCUGAUUUUUACAUGAAAACUUUCUGACAUAGUGCAGAUUCAAGUUUGUUCAAAUCAUGGCUCCCGGGGGUAGGAUGGGGCCACAAGGGGGAUCAAAGUUUUGCAUACAAACAUAUAGUUAAAAUCUUUUUCUCAAUAACCACUGAGUCAGAAAAGCUGAUAUUUACAAGAAAACUUUCUGACAUAGUGCAGAUUCAAGUUUGUUCAAAUCAUGGCCCCCGGGGGGUAGGAUGGGGCCACAAAUGGGGGGGGGGGGGGGUCAAAGUUUUACAUACAAAUAUAGGAAAAAGCUUUAAAAAUCUUCUUCUCAAGAACCAUUGGGCCAAAGAAGUUGACAUUUACAUGAAAGCUUUCUGACAUAGUGUAGAUUCAAGUUUGCAAAGGGUAGUUUGGGCCAUAAUAGGGACUAAGGUUUUACAUGCAAAUAUAUAUGGAAAGUCUUCAGAUAUGGGCCAAGGUGACUCAGGUGAGCGAUGUGGCCCAUGGGCCUCUUGUAAUUUUUGUAACUUUGGAAGUGCUAGAUGUAAUAUUCUGUUGUACAUCUUUCACUAACAUGGAAUAGUGCUAUGAAGUAGAUUCAUAUAGGGCUAUGUGAUCAUCCUCAAUUUUAGAAUCAAAGCGGUAUUGAAACUCAGAAGAAUUGACCAAAUAUACAUGAUGAAAUUCGAUUUCAUAAUGUCAAUUCCUCCAGCAAUUUACUGCUAGAAAUUAUUGGUGAUUGUUAAUAUUUGUGUAUUUCUCUGUCGGGAAUGAUGGAUUAUGAGAUUGUGUGUCCUGUAUUGAAACCCUGUGUCACUUGUAUUUAAUGACACGUGUUGCUGUUUCGACAGUUUUGUGUUUCCAUCAGACUGGGGGUAAUAUUUCCGCUGUUUCUCAGUAUUAUAUGAAACUUGCACGACACGUGGUUAGAAAAAUAUGGUUUGUGCAACUGUCUGUGUAUGCAGCCAUAAUGGACACACACAUAUUUCUUAAAUAAGUUAUUUUAUAAAUUAGAUUAAAAUCUGACAUAGUAGCUGUCCAUUUUACCUUGAAUCUCAAAAUAAAUGGAAUUUUCUUUUAACAUUAUCGAUAUGCUGUGGAGUUCUGCAGUACUUGUAUACAAGAUUUUGAUUGAAUAAUGCAGUAAAUGAAAUCGCCCUCUUAAAAAAUAGAGACUAUAUUUGAAUGUGGCGUUUUAUGGGAAGGCUAUAAAUUCAGUGUGUUGUACCCAGAAAACAUUUCUGGCCAAGUGUGACCAUGGAAAUGCAAGUAGAGUCAUGAGUAUUAUUUGAAUUUUAGUGAGGACAUUGUUUAAACUCUUGCCUAUUCACUAUUACAACCAUUUUACAGUUUUAUCGUUUGCAUUAUAUUUUCCCCAUUUUACUAUCCAAUGCUCUAGAUUCCUAAAUAUAAGCGAGGAAUUUAUUAUUGUGUAAUUUCGCAAGAUAAAUCACUCACAAAAUAAAAUUACUCGCUUUUAAUUUUUUGUUGCUAGCUAAAUACACGUAAGAACUCUUGAUAACAAAUGGCACGCAAAUUCAUGUUCUAGCAGUAUGACAUAUAUGAGUCAUUAAUUCGCCAUAUUAAGUAUUGAUGUAAAAUAAGGAAUCUGAAGUACUGGAAUUGAUUGGCUAAUCCUCCUCUUCACCUGCAUGCUGAAGUAGGAUAUAUAUAUGAGUGAAGAAUUAUAGUUAUGAAAUUUUCCUCUCAAUCGUAUGAUUUUUGUGUGAAAAGGACCCCAGUCUUUAUCUGUAGAGCGAGUACUGUAUACAGGGAAAUAUUCACCCGUUUUAUUUUCGUUCCUUUCACCUUCGUCAGUGGGCGAAACUAUUUUCUCUCAUAUCUCUCUUUUUUUUAUCACAAUGUUAUCAGGGUGAAUAUAAAACAGGGCAAAAUCAACUGUAAGUGUAGAGGGGCAAAAAUAACACAGGGCAAACGUAACCCUGUACACGGAGAAUGGAGCACACAGGGCAAUCGUAACCCUGUACACGGAGAAUGGAGCACACAGGGCAAUCGUAACCCUGUACAGGGAGAAUGGAGCCAGUCACAGCUGGGGAGCUCGGUGUUUCAGAAACAUUUACAUGUUGUACACACGGACAAAUUCACAUAUAGUCUGGUCAGCAAGUCUGCUCAACAUGAACAUCACAAUUCAUUUUCAAAUAAAUGCAAUAAAGAAAAAAGCUGCUUAAUCCAAUAUUAUCCUGGUAACCUGGGCCACUUCCAUUACUUAUUGCAGUCAGUGCAUUGAUCAUAAACUAACUUUGUUCGGGAACUUGUGAAUCAUUUUUACCCCCACCACCCACCCCCCCUUCAAGGUGUUUUGGUUUGUCUGCCUGUUUCUUUCUGCUACUUUUAACUUGGUCAUAUUAAAAGUACAAGAUGGAUAUACUUCAUACCUUCAUAAAACAGAAACUGUUAAAGUACAUACUCGAUGCAAUGUUUGCUUAUAACUUGGGGAGGGGGGAUCCUAUUGGUCGGGGGAGGGGGUCCUAUUAUUGGGGGGUGGGGGCUUGGAAUCCUAUUGGUCACGGCUGAAUGAAUUAGAGAGUAUUUGGUAAAUAACUGUUUUUUGUUAUUUGGUAUACUUUUGAAAUGUCAAUUGUACUUGUCGUUUAAUAAAAUGUUCAACAAGAA